GACCGAGAUGUCCUUCAUAUAAACCGGUGACAAAGUGUCGAGCGGCAGCUACAAGAGAUCACAGCGCUGCACGCAGAGAGAGAGAGAGAGAGAGAGAGAGAGAGAGAGAGAGAGAGAGAGAGAGAGAGAGAGAGAGAGAGGGGAGGACACCGGAGUACCCAGAACAGCCAGCUGGAUUUACAACACAACACACCGGAGAGACAGAGGAAACUAAUCCACAUCCCGGAGCAUCUUGAAACCACCGACAGACUUGUUUUUUGCAGCUGCAGAGAUGGCCGUCACCUCUCACCUCCUGCUGUUGAUCUGUACAUAUUUGGCUGCUGAGCUGAUGGGCGGAGCCCGCUCAGAGGGGGUGUGUCUUCAGGAUGGAAAGCACAAGGCCACACCCGGCCCGGAGCCCCACCUGAGGGAGUGUGGGCUGUACGCUGACAAUAGCUGCUGCACGGAUGAAAACAUCCAGGAUAUCUCUCAUGUUCCCGCCGAUACCAACAAGAAUGAACCCUGGGACAAGUGUGGAUCCCUGAGCUCUCAGUGUGAAGGCUUCCUGAAGCGUGUGGCCUGCUUUUACCGCUGCUCCCCCGACGCUGCACGCUGGCCCCACCCCCACCGCCGCUCCUACAUUCAGGCCGUGCCGCUCUGCCACAGCUUCUGCCGUGACUGGUUUGACGCCUGCAGGAUGGACAUGACGUGUGCUCGUAACUGGGCCAGAGACCCCAGAGGACAGAACUGCACCGGAAACUGUGUCCAGUACCAGCAGAUGUACCAGCACGGCAGGGACCUCUGCGAGAGCCUGUGGGGGGACGCCUUCAUGACGGUGGAGGAUGAGACGGAGGAGGUCGGAGCGGAGGGCGGCGGCGGUCGUCCCUGCGGCUGCCUGACCCUGAGCCCCUCGGACAAAGACGUGAUCGCCGCCCUCAGAGCCCAGCAGGACGACCCCGAGGAGCUCGACACCACCAAGAGCGGCCUGCCUCAGUACCGCGCGCCAUGCCAGACCAAGCUGCCCCUGCCGGCCCGGAGCUACAGGAAGGGGAACUAUGUGCUGCGUAAGCGCUCCAUCAUGGUCGACGACGGGGAGGGGAGCGGCAGCGGCCUGCUGAGAUAGAUGGAAAACAUUUAGAGAUUGUUGUCUAGAACUUCUCUGUAGAGAUGUAGCCUCGCUCCGUUUACUAACCUUAGCACACAAACUGAUCUCUGAUUCUCCUCAUCGUCACGUCGUGUAUUCACACCUUCACUUUUAAAGCAGGACGUCAGGAAACCAGCUGAUUAUUCACCACAGUGUUGUUAUCAUUGUGUACCUGAAACAGUACUUAAGAUACCUUCCUCCUCUUCUUCCUCCUCCUCCUCCUCCUGUCCCUCCUAACCCUCCUCCUCCUCUUCCUCCUCCUCCUCCCCCUCCCCCUCCUCAUCUUCCUCCUCCUCCUCCUGUCCCUCCUAACCCUCCUCUACUUCCUCCUCUUCUUCCUCCUCCUCCUCCUCCUGUCCCUCCUAACCCUCCUCCUCCUCUACUUCCUCCUCCUCUUCCUCCUCCUCCUCCUCCUGUCCCUCCUAACCCUCCUCCUCCUCUUCCUCCUCCUCCUCCCCCUCCUCAUCUUCCUCCUCCUCCUCCUGUCCCUCCUAACCCUCCUCUACUUCCUCCUCCUCUUCCUCAUCCUCCUCCUCAUCUUCUUACUCUACUUGCUCCUCCUCCUCCUCCUCCUCUACUUCCUCCUCCUCUUCCUCAUCCUCCUCCUCAUCUUCUUACUCUACUUGCUCCUCCUCCUCCUCCUCCUCUUCUUCCUCCUCUACUUCCUCCUCCUCUUCCUCAUCCUCCUCCUCGUCUUGCUCCUCCUCUUCCUACUCCUCCUCUUCCUCAUCCUCCUCCUCGUCUUCCUCCUCCUCUUCCUCAUCCUCCUCUUCUUCCUCCUCUACUUCCUCCUCCUCCUCCCCCUCCUCUUCCUUCUCCUCCUCCUCUUCCUCCUCCUCUUCCUCAUCCUCCUCUUCUUCCUCCUCUACUUCCUCCUCCUCCUCCCCCUCCUCUUCCUUCUCCUCCUCCUCUUCCUCCUCCUCCUCUUCCUCCUCCUCGUAGACAUCUUUAAUCUGUGCAGUAGGCAGCUUUUUGAUUCUGUUGUGAUGCCGUGUCGUAUAAACUUCAAACAGGAAAUCACACCAGGAGACGGUCGGCUAGAGUCAUUAAAAUAUGAAUGUAACAAAAGGGAUGUUUCAUUAUAACGGCAAACGAUAGACGAGCUUCAAACCCCGAGAGGUGGUUCAGUGUCUGUUUCUUUUAUAAUCAUGUCCUGUGUUUCUGGAGUCAGGCUCUGUUAGACGUUGAUGUUUUGUAAAAAAAAAAAGAAGAAAAAAAAAGGGGAACUACUUUGUCUGGUUUGUUGUCACUUUGCUGAAAUAUGUGUUUCCGUGCUUUACUUUCAAAAUAAAGACGACCUUUCUAAAAGCC
This is a messenger RNA of Labrus mixtus (cuckoo wrasse), 2434 nucleotides long. RefSeq names its product retbindin (gene rtbdn). The coding region runs from base 272 to 1102 and encodes 276 amino acids. The transcript has 6 exons. NCBI's taxonomy places the organism in Eukaryota, Metazoa, Chordata, Actinopteri, Labriformes, Labridae. The record is from RefSeq and is a predicted model, not a curated record. Gene Ontology annotation, cellular component: external side of plasma membrane. Gene Ontology annotation, molecular function: riboflavin binding; signaling receptor activity; riboflavin transmembrane transporter activity.